GCCCCGCGCCCCCGGCUCCGGCUCCGGUCCCGGCCCCGGCCCAUGGCGGCCCAGUGCUGCUGCCGCAAGGGACCGGGGGCCGCGGGGCCCGAGUCUGCAGCGGCGGCGGCUGCUUCCGCGGCGGCCGCGGCCCCGGCGGCCGCCCCGGACGUGGCCUCGGCCGCCAGCUCGCAGCUCUUCCGCCUGCGCCAUCUGCAGCUGGGGCUCGAGCUGCGACCGACCGCGCGGGAGCUGGCCGGCUGCCUGGUGCUGGAGCUGUGCGCGCUGCGGCCCGGGCCCCCGGCGCUCGUGCUCGACGUGCACCCCGCCGUGCGCCUGCACUCGGCCGCCUACCGGCCCGCGGCGCCCGGCCAGCCGCCCUGCGCCUUCGCCUUCCCUGCGCCCGGGUCCCCACCCCCUCCCACCUUCCCGGGCGCGCCGCCGGGGCCCUGCCACCCUCUGCUCUUCCGGGUGGAGCCCUUCACGGACUACGGCUCGUCGCUGACCAUCAGCCUCCCCGGCGCGCUGCAGCCCCACCAGCCCUUCCACUCGGUGCGCUACCCAGCACGCCCCCCCGUGAUCUGGUGGCUGGACCCCGAGCUGACCUACUCCAACUCCAAGCCAUUCGUCUUCACCCAGGGUCACUCCGUGUGCAACCGCUCCUUCUUCCCCUGCUUCGACACGCCCGCGGUGAAGUGCACUUACUCCGCCACCGUCAAGGCUCCCGCCGGGGUCCAGGUGCUGAUGAGCGCCACCCAAAGUGCCUACCUGGAGAAGGAGGGCGUGUACCAGUUUCACAUGGAGUACCCAGUGCCCGCCUACCUGGUGGCACUGGUGGCAGGAGAGCUCGUGCCAGCCGACAUCGGGCCCAGGAGCCGAGUGUGGGCCGAACCGUGUCUCUUGUCGACGGCCACGAGCAAACUGUCGGGGCUGGUGGAGCAGUGGCUGAGCAUAGCCGAGAAGCUCUACGGGCCCUACCUGUGGGGCAGGGGUGUCCCAAGGGCAGCCCGAGGGCCCACCCUGACUGGCUCCCUCCGGGACUCCGGGGCCCAAACCCAGAAAUCCCGACUGAACGGCUCGGCCGCCUCUGUGGGAGGCCUCGUUCCCGAGGCCGUUCCUCACAGUAGCUUUGGGGGCAGCUUUCUCUCCGUCUGCUGCUCCUGGAGCACAGCAGGUGCAGGGCAAGAGCCGCCUGAGGGAGGGGGGGGGCAGGCCCUGGUGCCCGAGGCUCCCCGGCCUCUGCUGCCCUUCCUCCCCGCCUGCCCCCCCCACCGGGGUCUCGCCCACCAUCCACCCCUCCCUGCCCUAGGCGCCGCCUUCACGUGCCUGGAGACCGCGUUCCGCCUCGACGCUCUCCAUCGACAGAUGAAGCUCCUCGGGGAGGACAACCCGGUCAGCAAGCUGCAGGUCAAACUGGAGCCAGGGGUGAACCCCAGCAACCUCAUGAACCUGUUCACCUACGAGAAGGGUUACUGCUUCGUCUACUACCUGUCACAGCUCUGCGGGGACCCCCAGAACUUCGACUCCUUCCUCCGAGCCUACGUGGAGAAGUACAAGUUCAGCAGCGUGGUGGCCCAAGAUCUCCUGGAUUCCUUCCUGAAUUUCUUUCCCGAGCUGAAGGAACAGAGCGUGGACAGCAAAGCAGGGCUGGAGUUUGAGCGCUGGCUCAAUGCCACGGGUCCCCCGCUCGCCGAGCCAGACCUCUCCCAGGGCUCCAGCCUGACCAGGCCCGUGGAGACCCUCUUCCACCUGUGGACGGCGGAGCCCCUGGACCAGGCGGCCGCUUCGGCCAGCAGCAUCGACAUCACCAAGUGGAAAACGUUCCAGACGGUUCUCUUCCUGGACCGCCUCCUGGACGGGUCCCCGCUGCCCCAGGAGGUGGUGAUGAGGCUCUCCAAGUGUUACUCGUCGCUGCUGGACUCCAUGAAUGCCGAGAUCCGCAUCCGCUGGCUCCAGAUCGUCGUCCGCAACGACUACUACCCCGACCUCUACAAAGUCCGGCGCUUCCUGGAGAGCCAGAUGUCCCGCAUGUACACCAUCCCACUCUACGAGGAUCUCUGCACGGGGGCCCUCAAGUCCUUCGCUUUGGAGGUUUUCUACCAGACCCAGGGCCGACUGCACCCCAACCUUCGUAAAACCAUCCAGCAGAUCCUGGCCCAGGGCCUGGCCUCCCCCGCCCCCACGGACACCCCCCCUCUGGCCAUUGCCACGGACACGCCGGCGCUGCUGCUGGAGGACAAGCCCCCCGAAGCCACAAAUGGUGCCAUCUCUCUCAGGGACGUCAACGUGUCUGCCUAGCCCCGCUCUGGAGCGGCCCGGCCCCCGCUGGGAGGUGGGGGGCUGCCUGGCGGUUCCAGCCACCGAGCUGAAUGUGCCUUCCCGGCCCAUCCUGGAUGGGGCUCUGGGUCUUUCCGAGCGUGAGCCGGACGGGGUCCGGGAGUCACAGUGUCGGCCCUGCCGCGGGUGUCCCCGGCCCAGAGCGGGGGUCGUGGGCAGGGCUCCCGGAGGGGGCUCCUCGGUCCUCUGAAAAGUUCCCAGCAGCGACAGGCUUCUGUCAUGGGCGCUUGGCCCUUUACCUCAGGGCUCAGGGUUGCUUAGGGGCCGGGGGGAUUCUCAGCCCCUUGGGAAACAAGCAACCUCAUGACCACUUCCUGGGGUGGUGAAAAGCUAGGAGGGCGGCCCCCGUGAGCCCGGAGCCUCCGGCCUGCCCCGAGUUUGCACUUGGAGAGUCUGCAGGGGGGGCCCGGCCCCCGCCAUGGGGGCACAGCAGCCGAGAGCGACCCCCCUCCUCUGGCCGCUCCCGCAGGGACGCUCUCCCCGCCCGGCCCCUCCCUGACCUGACGACCACCACACUGUGCCUUACGUCUGCCCGAGAAGGCGUAGGAUGAGCCUUUUUCUAGUCACGCCCCUCAGCCCCCCGGGAGCCGAGGCUCCCGACUCCCUCCCCUCCAUUCCUGACUGUCCUUCGGGGUGAUUUAGAGGCAGGGGCCGGGGCCAGGCCCACGGAGCGGGGGUGGAAUGAGGGCCCUGGCAGAGAGGCUGCCCGCAGGAGGCGACUUUCCACCUUUCCCGCCCCCCAUGGGCAGCUAGCAAGGGGACGGCACCGCAGAGGAUCCCAGGGGGGGUUGGCAAGGAUAGCAGCCACCAGCCCAGCCCCAGAACCCAGCCCAGACAGGGAAGCUGCCCCAGGUGCAGCGGGAGGCAGGAGGAGCCUGGGCCUCCGGGAGUUUGAGCUCCAGGGAUGCCGCGGGGAGCCGCCCCUGCCUCUUCUCUCGUACCUCGGCUUUAGCCCGUCUGGGAGCCGGACUGCGGUGAAAGCAAUAAGACCCCCCCCCCCGCAAGUCCCCACAGGAUUCCUCCCCAGCCAUGCUACUCUCCCCUGACCCCCAACCCUCAACUCCCCCAACUUGCACCAACCCUGUGAUGACUGUUUGACUUCAUUCCCCUGUUAUAGGGAUAUCAUGUCAGGGAGGGGAACGUGCGACUCGGCCUUGCUGUUCCCCAUUGAAUAGAGACUUUGGGGGGAGGUGCAUCCUCCCCAGGCCCGGCCUUACCACUGAGGGGUCUAAGCCCCAGACACCACUGCAGGGGCCGUGCCCUGCCCGGAACCUUGACCUGCGGACCCUGCACCAGCCUAGGACUAAGGCAGCAAGAUUGGCAUGAGAGCCCCGGUCACCGUCCACUUCAGGGCCGCUCUGUGGCCUCCCACCCCUGGCCCGGCCCAUCCUACUCAGCAGCGGGAUCUGCGUCUCCUCGGGCGCCCGGUGGGGUGACUGUGGGCGCAGACUGGCGGCCAGCCCUGACCUGAGGGCAGGGGUCUGGCCCUGAGAACCGCCGCUUCCUCCUGGAGGAGGCUUAUGACCACUAAGACUGUGCAGCUGCUGCUUUGGGGGCCGGGGGCAGGAGGCAUGGGGAAGAUGGGAGGUGGGCAGCACCUGAGUGGGAGCUGCCCAUGCCCUGCUGCAGACCCCGGGCCCUGGGCCUGGCACCCUCCUGAGGGCAGGGGAUAGGCAGGAAGGGAAGGGUGAGAAGGGCCCAGGCUUCAGGGGGUGGCGGUGGCGAAGCUUCCGGCCACAGCGGAUGGCUCCAGGGUUUACAGAGCUAUGAGCUUUCCCCUCUUAAUUCCUCUUGGGAUUCCGGCAGGGCCAUAUACUUUCCUUAACCCUGCUUGUCCCAGACAGAAAGCCCCAAGAGUGCAAAAGCCCCUUGGUCUCAGCAUUGCCCUUCCAUUCCGGGUCAAACCUUUCAAGGGAGUGGGCUUUGCUGGUCCCUCUCUAUUCCAUCAAUUCCUACUAGACUGUAAGCUCCAAGAGGGCAGAGAUUGUGUCUUACCUAAAUUUUGUAUCUCCCACGGAAUCUAGUACCAUGUUCUGCACACAGUUGGUGCUUAAUAAAUGUUGAAUUAAACACUUUC
Sarcophilus harrisii (Tasmanian devil) is the source of this 4393-nucleotide messenger RNA. RefSeq names its product arginyl aminopeptidase like 1 (gene RNPEPL1). The transcript is spliced from 12 exons. The coding region runs from base 43 to 2277 and encodes 744 amino acids. NCBI's taxonomy places the organism in Eukaryota, Metazoa, Chordata, Mammalia, Dasyuromorphia, Dasyuridae. Gene Ontology annotation, molecular function: metalloaminopeptidase activity; zinc ion binding. The record is from RefSeq and is a predicted model, not a curated record. Gene Ontology annotation, biological process: proteolysis.